This is a messenger RNA of Hibiscus syriacus, 1600 nucleotides long. Its product is annotated as serine/threonine-protein kinase PCRK1-like. The transcript has 4 exons. NCBI's taxonomy places the organism in Eukaryota, Viridiplantae, Streptophyta, Magnoliopsida, Malvales, Malvaceae. Gene Ontology annotation, biological process: protein phosphorylation. Gene Ontology annotation, molecular function: protein kinase activity; ATP binding. Bases 69 to 1454 code for a protein of 461 amino acids. The record is from RefSeq and is a predicted model, not a curated record.
UUGAAUUUGACCCCAUAAUCUUUCUCUCCUUGUUCUUUCAUUUUCGAAACUCUGCUCUUCUUGUAAUUAUGAAGUGCUUUCAUUUCACUAACUGGGAGAGGCGGGACGGGGGAGACGAUGGAGGCGGCGGCGCCGCUGCCGUUUUGAGGGUGGCGCCGAAGGUGACGUGGACGAGGUCAUUUAGUGUGGCGUCGAGCAGCGCCGGUAUGAGUCGUUCUGAGUUCGACUCCCAGUCGAUCAGGGACUUGGCCUCGGAUGACUCGACCGUCGGUUGUUUCUACGAGUUACUGACUCAGCGUCGAGCAAACGAUCUGCGGUCUUUCACAUUCACCGAGCUGAAAUCAGCUACCCGUGGGUUCAGUAGAGCUCUUUUGAUUGGUGAAGGCGGGUUCGGAUGCGUUUACAGAGGUGUCCUUAAAGUUCCUGAUGAAGCUAACGACGGUCGUGAUUUAAAGUUGGAUGUCGCCAUCAAACAACUCAAUCGUCACGGUUUCCAGGGGCAUAAGGAAUGGAUCAAUGAAGUGAGCCUUUUGGGUGUAGUUAAGCACCCGAAUCUUGUAAAAUUAGUUGGAUAUUGUGCUGAUGAUGAUGAGAGAGGGAUCCAGAGGCUUUUGGUCUAUGAACUUAUGCGUAACAAAAGCUUGGAAGAUCAUCUCUUGGCUCGGAUGCCAUUGUCAUUGCCGUUGCCCUGGUUGACAAGAUUGAAAAUCGCUCAAGACGCAGCCCGGGGUUUGGCUUACCUACAUGAAGAAAUGGACUUUCAGCUAAUAUUUCGAGAUUUCAAGACGUCAAAUGUUCUACUAGAUGAGGACUUCAACGCGAAGCUCUCAGACUUUGGAUUAGCUAGACAAGGACCUUCGGAAGGAUUUGGCCAUGUUUCUACAGCAGUUGUCGGAACAGUAGGUUAUACUGCCCCUGAGUAUGUGCAAACCAGUAGGCUAACUGCUAAGAGUGAUGUUUGGAGCUUCGGGGUGGUUCUGUACGAGGUCAUCACCGGAAGACGAGCACUAGAAAGAAAUCUACCUCGAAGUGAGCAGAAGCUCCUCGAAUGGGUGAGACCUUAUGUAUCUGAUUCGAAGAAAUUUCACCUUAUCAUAGAUCCUCGCCUUGAAGGACAGUAUUGCAUCAAAUCCGCCCAGAAAGUAGCAUCCUUGGCGAACAAAUGUUUAUUGAAAAACCCAAAGUGUCGUCCUAGAAUGGCUGAAGUGGUUGAGAUACUAAGCAACAUCAUUAGUGAGACUUCAUGUAAAGACGGAGGUGUGACUGGGUCAGUCCGUGAAAAUGAAUAUGUAAAGGAAGGAAGUGGAGUAGAGAUGGAGGGCGAGUCUAGCAAGCAAGGGAACAGAUACUUGAAGAUGGUUUUAGAUAUCAGAGAGAUAAUCAGUUUAAGAAACAAAUCAAUUGUGAAGUUAGAUUGGAGAAAUUGGACACCCGGACUGGUGAGGACUUGGUGAUGACCGAUGACGAGAUCACAACCGGGAAACAGAAAUAGAUAAGCCUCUCAGUGAGUGCAUUAUCAAAUACAUAGUAGCAUGAAAUACUGUUUUAAUUCGUUUCUAACUCCAUCACUGUUUAAUGAAUGAAUUAGUCGAGUCACAUC